This is a messenger RNA of Adineta ricciae, 1101 nucleotides long. The record is from the annotation of a GenBank genome assembly. NCBI's taxonomy places the organism in Eukaryota, Metazoa, Rotifera, Eurotatoria, Adinetida, Adinetidae.
AUGGCACGUCGUCCAGCAUCAGCUUCGACAACCUGGUCUCAACAUACAUUUCGUUCGGUUGGACAUCAUGUUCCUCAUCGACAUAUACCUGUGAUAAAAGGUGAUAUUAACUUUGUCAAUACUGUAAAUGCGGAUGAAUCAACAUCAGAUGUUGAUAAUGCUGUUCCUUCGCAUUAUAUCAAGGAGAUUCUUGAUCGACUUGUUCAAUUUCCAAUCAAUUCCAUUGAUUAUGAAGAUGCACUUGAGUUCAUCUAUGAUCUUUUCUAUCUGCAUUCGCCCUACAAUCAAGAUGAUUCACGCAUUGCACGCUUACUGAUCGAAAGCGAUUAUUGUUCUACAAUGCGUCGUUGUUUAAUUGAAUUUAUGAAAAAUGGCAUCUUUAGCAAUCCAUCGAUCAGACGUUCUACACAAUUUAUUCUUUAUACAUUAUGGAAUUUCACUGGCGUUAGCAUCGAAUUUCGUCUUUAUCUAUCGAACCAUCAGAAUUUCGUCGAAUUUUUAAUUUGUGACCUGUUGAGUCAUGUCACAGCGUUGGACAACGAACAGUAUCCAGUAUCGAUCAUUAAUAAUCUAAUACAAUCAAUCAUUAGUAUUUUACAUAACAUAUCGUUGAAUAUAAAUCAUAUCAAUAUUGAACAAACGUUUCCUGUUAUAAAUCAACUUCAUCUUCAACAAGAAACAAAGAAAUCGAAUGAACGUUUUCGAAUCACGUUACUUCUUUGCUUAAUUCAUCUUAAUCCACAGGAAGUUUAUAAAAACUUGGAGAUUUAUCAAACUGCAUUCAAAUUACUAUUUCAUUUCUUUAAAAAGAUUGUUCAACAAGAAAUUCUGAUGAUCAGCACCGGUUUGUCAGCAUGGAUUAUUGCUUAUGCGCUCAAUAAACUUCCUGUUGAUCUUAUUCUUCAAGAUGACAAUCGGUUCUACUCAUUCAUGGUCUUAUUCAAACGCGGAAUGCGCGAAGAAAAAUUACAGGCAUGUCUAACAAUCCACCGCUGUAUACAAAAGUCUCCGCACGCGAAAGAACUUCUGGAAAAAGAUCUUUCAUGUUCGAGUUUAUUCCAACAAUUCAAAGUCUUUCUCGACGAUGAACAAAUUAAUUGA